UUAGUGCAGAGGUAGCUCCUUGACGUCACGGCUGGAUGUGGGCAUGCGCGGUGAAGAACGUCUACCCCGUGGUUUUAUGAAAGACAAAAAUCCCUCCAUGGGCUGAGCGUAGUGUGGCAGGCGUUUAAAAACCAGUCUGUUCAAGAGCAAGAGCUUGUGUCAGGAGAACCUGGCUUGAAGACGGUCUCCUCUCUUCAACACAGCCCGUUUCUCUAUUCUCCUGCUUUGCCCCCCGCCUCCCUCCUCUCCGCGCACCGCUUCAACAACACACAACCACGGGGACGAGCCAGCAGACGUAACGCUAGUCGAGAAGGGAAGUGGGCUUCGUCUUGUCUUUCAUCAGGCAGCAGGUGAGGCACUCCUGGACAAUGUAAUCGGACUGAAGGAUUCAUCUGCAGUUUUCACAUCAGAGCGAGACAGAGGAGGGACAGAGAGAGAGGAGGAAGAAGAGGAGGGGGAGGACAACAAAGACGCAAGGAUGGGCGUGGGGAAGAAUACCACCUCCAAGUCGAUGGACAGCAGCAGUGAGGGAGGAAAAUAUGAAGAGGAGAGCAAGCAUGGGGCAGACUUCUACCCAAUCCCGGUCGUGGUCAACGGAGUGGGCGGGGCCAGUGGAGACCAAGAUACUGAAAACACAGAGCUGAUGGCCAUCUACACUAAAGAAAACCAAGGAGCAGAAAAGAGCUCAAUGUCUGAGACGUUAGACAGCACAGACAGCAUGGACGCCAGGAGGAUGGAUAUGAUCUAUACCAUUGAAGACACUCCACCCUGGUACCUGUGUGUGUUUUUGGGCCUACAGCACUACUUGACAUGCUUCAGUGGGACCAUCGCAGUGCCGUUUCUCCUCGCCGAAGCCAUGUGCGUCGGCUUCGAUCAGUGGGCCACAAGUCAGCUCAUAGGGACUAUCUUCUUCUGCGUGGGGAUCACCACCCUGCUACAGACCACACUGGGCUGCAGGUUGCCUUUAUUCCAGGCCAGUGCUUUUGCCUUCCUCGCACCAGCCCGAGCCAUCCUCUCACUAGACAAAUGGAAGUGUAACAGCACAGAGAUCCCAGUGUUUAACAGCACAGAGCUCUACCACACAGAGCACAUCUGGCACCCCAGGAUACGAGAGAUCCAAGGGGCCAUCAUUGUGUCCUCUCUGAUCGAGGUGUGUAUCGGAGCACUGGGUCUGCCUGGGCUCCUCCUGAAGUACAUUGGACCUCUAACCAUCACCCCCACUGUGGCCCUAAUCGGCCUGUCCGGUUUCCAGGCUGCAGGAGAGAGGGCUGGAAAACACUGGGGCAUUGCUAUGCUGACUAUCUUUUUGGUGCUGCUCUUCUCACAGUAUGCUAGAAACGUUCACUUCCCUCUGCCGGUCUACAAAGCCAAGAAAGGCUGGACUUCCUAUAGGCUGCAGGUCUUCAAAAUGUUUCCUAUCAUCAUGGCCAUCCUGGUGUCAUGGCUGCUGUGUUUCAUUUUUACUGUUACGGACGUUUUCCCGCCAGAAAAGGACAAAUACGGCUUCUAUGCCCGCACUGACGCACGUCAAGGAAUCCUGAAGGCUGCACCGUGGUUUAAGAUCCCAUAUCCCUUCCAGUGGGGUCUUCCUACAGUCACAGCUGCGGGUGUGAUCGGCAUGAUGAGCGCGGUUGUGGCGAGCAUCAUUGAAUCUAUUGGAGAUUACUACGCCUGUGCACGUCUCUCCUGUGCUCCUCCACCCCCGAUCCAUGCCAUCAAUAGGGGGAUAUUUGUAGAAGGCAUUUCCUGUGUUCUGGACGGUCUUUUCGGGACAGGAAAUGGCUCCACCUCCUCCAGUCCGAAUAUAGGAGUCCUGGGGAUUACAAAGGUUGGCAGCAGGCGUGUGAUUCAGUAUGGGGCUGCCAUGAUGCUGCUGCUGGGGCUCAUUGGUAAAUUCAGUGCCCUGUUUGCAUCUCUACCUGACCCUGUGCUGGGAGCUCUGUUCUGCACCCUGUUCGGUAUGAUCACAGCGGUGGGACUGUCCAACCUGCAGUUUGUCGACCUCAACUCCUCCAGGAACCUCUUUGUUCUGGGUUUCUCCAUCUUCUUCGGUCUGAUGCUGCCGAGCUACCUCAAACAGAACCCCCUGGUCACAGGCAUAGUUGAGAUUGACCAAGUGUUGAAUGUGCUGCUCACCACUGCCAUGUUUGUUGGAGGCUCUGUGGCCUUCAUUUUGGACAAUACUAUUCCUGGCACUGCUGAAGAACGAGGCAUCAGGAAGCUGAAACGAGGCAUUGGUCUCAGUUCAUCAGAACUUGAAGGAAUGAGGUCUUAUGAUCUUCCCUUUGGAAUGGACUUUAUCAACAGACAUCCCAUUUUCAAGUACAUCCCCAUCAGCCCCGCCUUCACGGGCUACCAGUUUGGGAGGCUACGGGAAGCCUGCAGGAGCAGAACAGGACACAGGGAUUCAGUGAAGGGCGGAGGAAUCGGAGGGGAGGGAGGUACAGCAGCAGGGGAGAGCCGGGUAUAGCCAGCAGGCUGCUGCUGAAAAAAAUCCUCAAAGUGGCUGGAUUUGGGGAGCAAGGGAUGGUACACUAAGAUAAAAGGAUGGGAGAGUGGAGGACAGGAGCGGUGCAGCAGUCAAGAUUGUGUGGAAGAAAAUGUGAUGCACCUAACCCCCCCAACCCCCCACCCACCCUACAGUGUGUGUUUUCUUUAGCUUGUGUCAGUCUUUUCCCCACUUCCCACUAUGCUAUUUAAAGCAUGCUCUACAGCAAGUCACAGCAUGCUAUAGAAGAUGUCACCGCAGGGAGGUUGGUUGGUGUGUGUUCAUGUGUGUGCACAAAGAAAAAAUGAGUUUUUGCAUUAAUUUAUUUGCACUUUAAUCCAGAUCGAUCUGAAAACCAUCAAACUAAAUGUUUGAUGAUCACUGCGAACAUAUACUGCCCAAAACCUAUUCUACUAAAAGCACAGUAGAUUUUAUUAUGUCAAUUGGGGAUUAUGCAGAUUUUCUUCUAUGAAUUAUUCUCCUUUAGAUUCUUAUGCAACCAAGGUAGACGCACACACGCACACACACCGAAAGCCUCACCAGAAGUAGCUUGAGCGCUCCGAUGCACGUCAGGGUGAUGCAGAUAGAUGGAAGUGGUUUGUCAGGUGCCCUUACUCAUGCAAAGUGAUUGUGAAAUUUAUUUUUGCACUAUCUGCCUCUUGAGUUCUAAAUCAGAAUGUCACUCCACAGCUCACGUUCCCCCUGAUUCUUCCAUGAAACUCCUCAGAGACCUGUUAACCAGCACAUCACACCCACCCAUCUCAUACUGAACGUCACAUUUCCUAUUUCAGUCGUGUAGUAGAGUGCUGAAAACACAAGCUCUCAAACAUUACAUCCCAGUUUACAGCCCAUAAUGUUUGAGCAUUAUGCAUCAGUUACAACAAGACUGAGUCUUUAUUUUAUUGAUGCACCCCUUUUAUAUCCCGGCAAAUGGGACUCCACUUGUUUUACUUGAUUAUGAUUCAAAAUUGAUUUUUGCAAGAUAUUCAUUCUUAUUUCAAAGUUCAAUGUUACCAUCUCCUCUUUGACACACUGGAACUGACAUAACAUUACAGGCUUUCACUAAUGCCUCCACUUUCCUGAUGACAGCAGUGCAUUUAACACAUUAAUGGCACACAGUAACACAGACGUGGCCUUUUCCAGAGAGAACUUGUGUACAUAUUAAACAUUUGCAUAACUUGAAUCACUA
Notolabrus celidotus (New Zealand spotty) is the source of this 3677-nucleotide messenger RNA. RefSeq names its product solute carrier family 23 member 2 (gene slc23a2). Gene Ontology annotation, cellular component: membrane. Gene Ontology annotation, molecular function: transmembrane transporter activity. Gene Ontology annotation, biological process: transmembrane transport; L-ascorbic acid metabolic process. Bases 479 to 2470 code for a protein of 663 amino acids. The transcript is spliced from 15 exons. The record is from RefSeq and is a predicted model, not a curated record. Lineage: Eukaryota; Metazoa; Chordata; Actinopteri; Labriformes; Labridae.